AUGGAGACCAGAAGCCUCAGCGACAGCGCGGGGGCUCAGAAAGCUCAAAAUGCGACCACAGUCAUGGACACAAUUUCCGGUACUGCGACACAUAUUGAAGCCAAUAUCGAGCACAUAAAACCAUCACGAAUGGUCCGCCGUCGGCGCUGCAGUUAUGUGGCAGGGGAAAUUGAAAAUGAAGGUCAGGAGUCUGCUAUGGGGAUGACCUACGAUUCGCAUUCAACAAUGACUCCUGGUGUUACCCGCCCGAAGCUAUUGACACUCUCUCCGAGCAAUAGCUCAAUCUCGUCACCACGAGGAAGGACCCCGCACCGAACUCCACCAUCGCCAGGGCGAACAGCCCAACGAUCUCCUUUACAGGCAAAUUCACCCGCGUCCUUGAUAUUUGAACGCAGUGUGCAGGAAGAUAUUCUGUUACCCCAGACGUCGCCGUCGAUUCCGUCCCAUAUUAGAACAGAGAACCACAUUCCUCCGGUCCUGGAAGCAUCCUCGGCGGCAAUCACGGACAACGGGCUCGACCCUGAAUCAGUUGAGAUUAUUACUCGUAACAUACAUCAUCCUGCCACGGCUGCGUUCCAUGCAGAACAUCCCUUGCAAUCACAUUCAUCCAACAGUGCAAUGAACAUUGAUGAUUCUGAAGAGAUCCCAACGGCUAAUCAAGGUCUCGAAGCAAAUGAUAUACGUCGCUUAAGCUUUAUCUCUUUUGCCGAUGUCAUAAAUGCUGAGAAUGCCGAAACAUCUGAGUACCCGCUGAGCAACGAGUCUUGCCACAGGGCCUCGGGCAGUCCCAAUCCGUCUGCCAGAGCGUAUCGCAACAUGUCCCCGUCGUCGUUGCACUCACCAACAUCUUCUCAUGGGUUUGGGACUUCACCGCCGACGAGCAUCUCAGCGUCUUUUAAUGGGCUGGAGCUUUCUCCAAAUCGAGGUGUACGAGGUGCUGAGAGUCCGCUUUUUGCUGCUCAAAGACCAGCUUCUCCCAGCUUUGGUGGUGACUUAAACAUUGAAACCAUGGGCCAGGCCUUACGGCGAACGGGGAGCGGAGACCUAGGCGCAUUCCGGAACCAACUGCCGAAUACAAUGGGUGCCUAUGAUUGA
Molecule: messenger RNA, 1095 nt
Organism: Aspergillus mulundensis
Lineage: Eukaryota; Fungi; Ascomycota; Eurotiomycetes; Eurotiales; Aspergillaceae
Exons: 1
Coding region: 1-1095 (364 amino acids)
Source: RefSeq, a predicted model, not a curated record